Myripristis murdjan (pinecone soldierfish) is the source of this 945-nucleotide messenger RNA. Its product is annotated as putative gustatory receptor clone PTE01. The record is from RefSeq and is a predicted model, not a curated record. Lineage: Eukaryota; Metazoa; Chordata; Actinopteri; Holocentriformes; Holocentridae. Gene Ontology annotation, cellular component: membrane. Gene Ontology annotation, molecular function: odorant binding; G protein-coupled receptor activity; olfactory receptor activity. Gene Ontology annotation, biological process: G protein-coupled receptor signaling pathway; detection of chemical stimulus involved in sensory perception of smell. The transcript has a single exon. The coding region runs from base 1 to 945 and encodes 314 amino acids.
AUGGCUACACCUGAGGGGAACUCAACAUAUGUGGUGUCAUUUAUUCUAACUCCUUAUGGUAACAUUGGGCUGGUGAAAUAUUUGUAUUUCACGCUUAUAUUUCUUUGGUAUUUUUCAAUAAUUGUGGCUAACACUUUUCUUGUUGUGGUCGUGUGUGUGGACAAAAAACUUCAUGAACCCAUGUACUUGUUCCUGUGCAGUUUGUUACUUAGUGAACUGUUUGGCAGCACAACUGUGUAUCCUUGUCUACUGUCAAAUAUGCUUUCAGAUACACAUGAAGUGACUCUAACAUACUGUUUCCUGCAGAUAUUUUGCCUUUAUUCUGCUGCUUCUGUUGAGUUUUGCAGUUUAGCUGCUAUGGCAUAUGACAGAUAUGUGUCUAUCUGCCAUCCUUUACAUUACCAUGUCAUUAUGAACAACAGGAGAGUGUGUAAAAUUAUUGCUCUCAUAUGGGUAUGUUCAUUUAUCAAUUUCACAGUUUCAUUUUCUUUCACAGUUCGCUUGAAAUUUUGUGGGAAUAUUAUCGACAAAGUGUUCUGUGACCACUAUUUGUUGACCAAACUUGCCUGUUCAGUGACAACAGUUAAUGAUAUAGCUGACCUACUUUUCGCCUUUUUUGCAAUUGUUCUUCCACUGAUCCUCAUUUUUUACUGUUACUUCAAGAUUCUGACUGUCUGUUUGAGAAAUUUCAAAGACACCAAGCAGAAAGCCAUCAGCACCUGCACGCCUCAGAUUGUCUCGCUCGUAAACCUGUUUCUUGGCUGCAUUUUUCACUUUGGUGAUACUAGACUGGAAAAAACUGUAACUAAUGUACCUGAGAAACUGCGCAUUAUCUUGUCAGUGUACCUGCUAAUUUGUCAGCCAAUUCUAAGUCCUAUCAUGUAUGGGUUUAAUUUGCCAAAAAUUAGAAAUGCUUGCAAAGGAUUUGUGUUUUACAGAAAAUAA